Molecule: messenger RNA, 39121 nt
Organism: Spirometra erinaceieuropaei
Lineage: Eukaryota; Metazoa; Platyhelminthes; Cestoda; Diphyllobothriidea; Diphyllobothriidae
Source: the annotation of a GenBank genome assembly
AUGGCUGAGGAGUCGAUUGAUAGUGGGUUAUCAAGCGAGCAAUCCCAAACUUCCAAAGAAAAACAUCACUGUUAUCCUCCCACUCCUUAUCAGCAACAGACUGACGGAUAUCUACAAUCGCAGCCGGAGUGUUUAUUAGAUCCACAAAAGUACCCUCCGAAUCAAUUUAGCCGCUACUGCACACCUAACAGAACACCUACAGGCGAUCAGUCUGACCGCGACGACACCGAAGAUACUGUUGCCGAGAGACCACCAGAUGUUCUUGCAAAUAAACUCUUAGCAGAUUUGUAUAGUCGAAUGUCUGGUGGUAAUGGAAAUUGUAGAACAGGAUACAAUGCCCCUAGGGACCGCCAACGAUUUCCCAUACCUUCUCAACAGUCACAAUCUCAGCAGCAGCAACAGCAGCAGCAGCAUCAUCAACAGUCGGUCAUGCCCCAAUCGUCCCAGCAACAAACCCCGCGAGUUCACUUUGGACUCGGAAAUCGAAGCGAACCCUCCUAUAGGAGAGGACCUCCCAUGGGCCACAUGCCUACGCCACUGUCUAGAAAUCUGCCCGAGAACGCCAUUGUUCAUGGCAGUGGUAUAUCCUCAACAGGAGGAAACUACCGUCCUAGACCUCCAUUUGUUAGGAGUUUAUCUUCAAAGGCUUUUGAGUUGGUCUCAGACACAUCCCCCUCCAGUGUCAAGUCCCCAAGACGUUUUCGGGCCUCAAGUCCUCCACUACCCAGGUGGCCCUCUGAACUCGAGGGUAACGCGCACUUCUUUCAAACAAUGCAGCAGUUGGAACGUACUUUUCCUGACGUUCUUGAUAAGGGAAUCCAAUGCGAGAGGGACUCCUCUAUACAGGGUUCGCCAAAAACGACUGCCAUCUUGCCGAUGAAUCAGACGACAUCAAAUACGCGUGGCUUUGUUUCGCAGCAGCCCCAGUCACCGCCGCAAACGAACCCCCUCCUAUCGGCCCUCCUAGCUGCAGCGGCAAAUGCUACGAUGAAUCUCUCGGAGCAGCCAACAGGUGCCGUCACUGCGCGGAGAGCCCUCAGACCGCAUUUCCACGGUUCCCUUCCCUACUGGUCGGACACUGAGAUUAGUCCUUACGACACACUGGAAGCUCUAACUUCCACUGCACAGCCCCCAGCAGCCAAACCCUACCCGCCCGUGGCUGCCGCCAGCGCGGUCGCGGCGGCCGCGGCCGCAGCCGCAGCGGCGAUGGCGGCUGUUCAGUCAACCACCUCCAGAGUUCCCAGACCGGGGCCCGUGAUUGCGCCACCUACAGCGGUGCCCGUGACCUCGGCUAAAUCCCUCGAGGGUACUCUCCCCUCGCAAAUUUCGCGAGCAGCUUUACAGCUUUCACAACUACCUCUAGAGGACUAUAACUGUCUUCCGACAGCAGAAAUGGACACUAGACAGUCCGUUUUAAGGAGCAACGUUGCUGGACAACGUCCCGAAUCUCUGGUAUAUGGACGAACUGGCUUUUUAGACUCCAAUGUUCCAGCAAGAAGACCGAACAAUAUGGACUUAGGUAGGCCCUGGAAGCCCUCCGAAAAUGUUAAAAUGCAAAUUGAACGAGUGACACAGAGUACUUUCUGACUCUUGCCAAAAACAUGCUUAAUUGGUGAAAGAGGGAAAUGUUCACAUCAUCGUGAUCCUAAGGGUGUUCGGAAUCUCUGUGCUUAUCAAGAAUAUUACAAAAAAUGAGCAAAGCUUUUAUGGUCAAAUUAUAUUGCCAGGCAUACUUUCGAGUAUUUAUGAAUUUUUAGUAUUAUUUUGCAAAGAAGUCAAUAGAAUUCACCACUUGUUGCACUUAAGAUAAAAUCAUUCAUAAGAAAUCCGAAAAAGUGGUUCACGUUUUAUUUUGGUUUUUCGUACUUUUAAAUGAUAUGUGUGCACCGUAUAAAGCUCUGAGUCUUCGGGGCUGCUGAAGAACAUCCGUACUUUAGAAUUUAAUUUGGCGUUUUAAUAUACAUAAGACGUCUCUCCUUGGCAAAACUAAGAGGCAAGCUAUUAUCCAACCGCAGAACAAUCUUCAAUUUUUUAUUACAGGUGGUGUGAAAGGGGAAUGCCUCCUUAUACUCCCAGUCGAUGCUUACGUAUUCGCUUACGUUAGGGGGAUUACUGGACGGUAAGCAAUAAAGUUACCAACCUACGUUGCGACUGCCUUUUAGGACAGGGGCAUUUCAGAUUUCUAAUUAAAAGGAUAUGGGUUUCGAGGCAUUUCUACUUCCCAAAAUUUUCCUUAGGGAGUCAGUUGGACCUCACAUAGCAAGUCAAAAAGCUAAUACGAAGAUAUUUCCCGUGGCAAAAGGAGUUCGAGUAUAAAUGACCCUUGGGGAAAUACCUACUACGUUUCAUGUGUUUUAAGUAUGCAAGUUUUGUGGUCUUUGCGGUUGUCCAUAUCCACCGAGGCUUUUCCUCUUUUAUUUACAGCAUUUGCCAAAUCUGAUAAGGUUAAGCUCAGAUAUCACAAUGAUUACUUACAAUUUCACUGACUGCUUACGUUACAGCAGGAAGGACGUUAGACUUGGACCAUUCGUCGUUGUAUCUUUUCUCCGGAGCUGUAUUUUGUUGUUUAGCAGAAGUCGUUAUUAAUCUCUUCUUCCUCUCACGCAUAUAAAAUUAAUUCGUCAAGGAAUCGCUAUGUCAUGCUGAUCCCGAGUGCAAACCAGCUAACUUGCUUUCAUAUUUCCCAAGACUUCACUGUACGACCGAUAUUGGCAACCCUGAAGCAAGGCAUUUUGAUCUUCAAAUCAAUGUGCUGAAUGUCACAUUUUUGGAUGGGCAUUUAUUCUCAUUAUCACGAGUUGCGUAACCUUUAUACAAACCGUAUGCAAAAACGUGAUUUGCAAAAUAUUAACACAUGUAAGUGGGCCGGUUAUUUGCUAAAUUAAUUUGGUACAAGCAUUACGAAAAAACAUAGGAGAUGUAGUCUCGUCUACUUAAUGAAACGAACCUCUUUUCCUAGUGAGAGUGCUACGUGUAACCACACAACCUUUUAAGUCCUUCAAGAACAUCAAAGUCUACUAGAUAUGCGAAACCCCGGAAAUCGAGAAUCUUUCUGCUGAAUAAUUAUGCAGUUUUCACAUGUCCGACGACUUUAUUACGGAUAAAGGAAAGUAUUGGUUGACGGGGGGGGGCCUAGACGUAAACAUAUAAUACAGUCCUGCCUAGUGAUUUCCAAAAAUAUUUCGGCGAGGUUUGGUUCUGCAGCCCCACUUAAUUGUUACCAUACGAGUAGCUUACUAAAACAGUUAAAGUAAAUUCGAGUACACUGACCUUAUAAAAUUCACGUGCUUGCACCUUCUAUACCAUUUUAAUUUAGCAAGUAACUGUGCCACAGGAGAGCGGAGUGCUUAUACGCCAGCCUCGCUUACUUCAGAUAUCAGUUCGCACGUGCUUUCCCGUGUGUGCUUCGAGUCCCGCUUUCGUCCUCUUUAUUAUCCUAAUCCAGCAAGUAGCUAAGUAGGCCUGCUAAUGGAUUUUUUCGGACGCACUGGAACUCCGUUAGUUCUAAUUCAGUGGCCAUGCACUGCAAAUUACCACGCGGUUCCACCCCUGGCCUUCCAGUUGUGAUUGCAUCCUCCUGAUCUUACUAAUCCAGCGAGUGACUGUGUCGCGAGGAAAACGUUUACACGUCACCUUCACGCGCAUCCCUGCGCAUGCUUCGAGCUCUACUUGCGAUCUCUUUCCCUUCUUGAUCCAGCGAGUGGCUAAGUUAGGUAUGUUAACUAAUAUUAUUUUAGUAAGCGAACCAUAUGGUAUCGAUAAAGUGGGGCUGCAAAACCAAACCUCGCCAUAUUUGAAUUUCUUUGAAUAUCCGACGGCAUCAACCUUUACCAGACUGUGUAAGAUGUGACUUCAAGGAUUUCAAAUUAUUCUUUGCGAAACAUGUGGCGCUCGCGUAUGGCAUGCGAUAAGCAUAGACUGUGUGACGUCAGCCAUUGGGAUCGAAUUAAUCACCAAUCGGUUUGAAUGAGGUUUAUCAUUUGGUUGAAGUCAGAGAGAAUGAAGUAGGCGAAAAGCAAUUCCCCAUUUACAACCCAGGUUAGACGGAAGUUACAAGUAGUCGCCCAUCGGAGCAGUUAUAAUCUUUGUCGCAUAUGAGGGGCAACCGUCCGCCUUCUGUUCCAUUUCAGUCAACUUAUCACAAAGCAGUGAUGAAGCCUCUGUGUGUGUCACUCAAAAUUACAGAAAAUACUACCAGCACAUCUGAGGACGCAGCUCUCUGUGUUCAAACAUUUCGUUGUAAUUGGGGCUCAAAUGCUCAUCUAUGAAACUCAUCAUGUACGUGUAAUUUUAACAAACCGAACUUUCUGCUGCUGCGGAAACAACGCAAACCAGAUAGGCCUUUUAUUAAGCUUCAAGUUUUUGUGCAAUGGGAUUUAAACGUGAUCAUCGACAGUGACAUAGUUUACAGGCAAUUUUGUGAGUGAAAGUCAGAUUUCAUACAUCUACGCAACUAAUGGUCUCUUGUAUCAGACUCCUGAUGACCAGGCGCUUGUCUUAUCCUUCUACUUCGCCACUAACUGCAGUACGUUCAGUCGGUCGAUGUAAUGUUUCACAUAUAUCACCUCGCGUUGCACACAAAUAAGAUGUAAGUGCCAACCCCUAGACUUCAAAAACUAUACUCGAAAUUAUAUGUUCGGGAAGGCGUAUUUUGCAUUGCUAUGUGCGUGUACUGGCAAAAGUGGAUUAUUUUAGGUUUGAUCUCCACUGAGUUGACCUUCUUUCUAAGAGCCCUUCAAGAUAGUCGAUUUAAAUAAUAUGUUUCUCUAAGAUUAUUGAACAUCGCGCAUUAAACAGGCCGUUUCUAACUUAUUGCUUUCGCUAACUUGUUCUUCAUUUUUAUCAUCCAAUCAAAAAAUGUGUGUUCUUCCCUAUUGAUUGAGAUGGGCCUGGUAAUGGGUUUAAUUUCCUAACUCACAGUAGAAUACAAUGUCUGAAGCCAUGCUAUAUGCUUUUGGUUAUGGCGGGAUGAAAUAAAAGGAUAAGUCUAGUUAUAGGAGACUACUUGAUAUAAGGACUGCGACAAACAAAAUGCAAUGUUGUUAGAAGUGUACGAAAUCUGGACAUCUGAAUUUCUGGGCAGCUGAUAUACCACGCAAAUGUGCGCGGCGAAUUUGUUGCUAUAUGAAUGAAUAAUCGAUACGUCUCCUUACUCUCCUGUCAAAAUGGUAAAUUACGCAUAUUUUCAGAAAACGGCUCCUAUCUAAUGGAAGCAUGCCUUUGUCGGCAUUGGAAGGUGUGAUAUCCGCAGCUUAGAGUUAGAGCAUUUACCGAGAAUUCGAGAGAUCGGUAGUUCGAGUCCACUCAGUAGCUCCUGUUUUGUUGUGUAGAUUCCUCGUUUACAUAUGCUUAUAAUUAUUAAGAAAAUUGCAGACCAUGUCAAGUCCCGCACAGUUGAACAUAAAAAUUCUAAAAGAAGCAUAAGUAAAUGCAGUAACAUUGGUUCUGAUCAGCAGUUUGUAGCAAUUUUAAACAGAUUAUAAGCCACGUAAAUGUUUUCGAAAAACCUGCUCUAAAGAUAAUUUUUUUACCCACAAAGAAAUUUUGUUAAAUAGGAAAUAUUUUUCCCCAUUUAGUUAAAAUAUCCUCUAUCAAAAAACAAACCCUAGAAAAUCGAUUUAAAUCAAACGUACCUAUGUUAUACACUUAUUCAAAGCAGCACUGAUUUAGUACACCUUUCAUUCAAAAACCAGAACGCGUUUUAAAUACCAUUUUUCGGUUUGAUGGACAUUGUAACUUUUGCUUUCCAUCAACGGGCAGAAAAGAAACGGACCGAAAAAUCUUUUACUCUAUGGCUCAAAAAAUACGCAAGACCAAAUAAGCUUCAUUGAAAACUAACUACCGUCCAACUAAUUUGAAGGUGAAAGUUUAUUUAGCGUGAAAAUCCUCAAUAGCCGCUCAGCGGAAUAAACAUACAAACUUAGUAUGUAGAAGUUAACCGAAUGUAGAUAGAAAAUUUUCAUUAUUUUUAAAAUCGACAUUUUUUUCAAAUUUUUUGUAAUAUUGUGGAUGUGUGAGCUUUGUAUUGAAAGUUGCGCUGAAACUAUCCCAAGCACAUUAUGUUACUAAGGAAUUUUUGUAGUUUGGAAGGCACACUGGCAUUCUAUUGAGAUUGCAUGCUACGGAGCAAUAGUGAAGAAGAGCCGUUGUAAUGUUAAACCGUGCCGUAAUGCCCAUAUUCCCUGUGCUCAAAAUGGUUGGAUCUUCACGAUCGGCGUAAUUGACUAACAAAGACGUCAAUGAAGUAAAAGAAAACUGUCCUGACUUUUGAAAAAUACUGGCAAACAGUCAGAAAAUUAGGCUAUUUGCAACGCAGACUCAAACGUGCUCUAAAAGUGGCUCGUGAGGUAAUGUUUUUCAAACGGGCUACCCUGAAACUCUGAGAAACGUUUGCUGAAAAGCUGCUUUAGUCACCAUAUCCAAUCGGCAAAUUAGAAGAUAGGUCAUCCAGUAUUAAAAUCAUAUCAAAUUCAAACCUAAGACAUUUUCGGACUCCUGGAGGGUGAAAUUGAACUUGAAUUGGCACAAAGAAUAGAAAGCCUUUCCGCAUUAUCGGGUAUUCCGAGGAAUUUCUUUGUGGGCAUGACUUAUGUGGGUUGGAUUUCAAACCAGAAAGGUAAGUCCUCUAAACAUAUAAGCCAUGCUAUUCUGAAAGUUGGCAACAAACAUCGCAUCGGAAGGACCUUCACUUGUUUGCCUUGUUUGUUCAGUGAACUAUAAGGCAACUCUGUGUCGCCUUGGGGCUUUGAUUUCAAGUUCACUCAAACGGCUAAAUAACAAAAAGCAAACGUUAAUCGCGAGGUAUUACAGAUGAAAAGUGGACUACGUUUACCAUUUCUGCAUUAGUUUUGUGGAGCAUAUUGUUCAAACCUCUAAGAAGAUGUGAAAUGGCCUUUUGUCUGGCAUCUUUAGAGCAGACUACUGAGUUUGUUCUUUAUGUAGACGGAUAAACACCAUGGGGAAGUGUGUUUAACAGAAAAGAUGCGUCCGGGUAGAGUUAAAAUGAGACUGGGAAAGAUUUCGACAACAUAAUCACCACUACAAGUUUUCCAUGUGGUAAACAGAUGCUUUACCGUUAGUGAUACAAAUGAAAAAUGUUCGUAAUCAGGCGGUCGGUAGAAUAGGUGAAGGAGAACUUCAUUAAGGUCAAAAAGUGCCAAGGUAUGCUGAGCCCUUUUACCACAGAGGAAGUAGUUAACGGCAUCAUGUUUUUUUCAUUAAACCAUUAACGUAGUCACAUUAUCGGGCACCUGUACCCAUCGGCCCGUAGGAACUGGUUGCUGACAAAGUGGUAUAGUUUGAGAUUCUGACAGUAUGAAUGGACAUGCCGACUAACUCGAAUUUUGACAUUUAAACUCCUUCUAGCUGUCUGCGAUACUUUGUUAUCUUGUUUUUACAGUAACCACGGAACUAUCCGCCAACGCAGGACAAAGGUUUCCUAUUCAGGAGAACGCUACUGCGUCAGCAGGGGAUGCAGGCGCAGCAUCUGUACCCGGAGGCCCUGUAGAAAGUCAGGAGCUCACAUUCAGUCCCUCUUCAUCUUUCACGCAGGCCCGACGAACUGAUGGAACCGCAAAUAUACUUGCUAGCCAGUUCAAUCUCCUCUCCAGCGAACCGUACCCCUUGUCCUCUGAGCAACCGCUGUCUCCCCAGUCCCCGAGGCCCGGUGUAGGUCGCGACUCUCCUGAACAGGUUCGCUUUCGUCAGUCGGGCGUAACGGAAAAGCGAAUCCACUCUCAUACGCCAUCCGCGGAGGAGACUGCAGGUCUCCUGGUAGUCAACGUGAUUGCCGGAAGUGGUCUCAAGACCUCACAGAUGCUCCUGCGGGACCUCUACUGUGUUCUAGAGACGGACUCUGUACGCAAGGCACGCUCUAUGAUCCGGACUAAUACGGACUUCUUCGAGUGGGAUGAAGUUUUUGAGAUUGAAAUCGAAGAAAGCCGCUUCCUUUCCCUCCUCGUUUACCAGUGGGACCCAAGAACUCGUCAUCGGCUUUGCUUUUACGGUGGUAUCGAUUUGCGCUCCUUUAUCAGGCAACGGCGACAGUUGCUGUCCAUGAAUUCAGAGUCUGAAUUCAGUCAGCAACAACAGCAGCAGGCGGGAGAGCCCGAAAACAAACCUCUUACAAGUCCAAUUGUUGCCAAUUCGGCUAUUCGGUUUGAAAAAAUUGCCCUCCAAUUAGAGCCCAAAGGGAUUAUGUACCUCCAAAUGGGCAUUCUUCCCUUGAAAAGCCUCUAUGUAAGGCGAAAUUUCACCAAUUCCUACGAGGCAGGCCUCUUUGGUGUAUCGCUUGAUGAACUCAUGUACAGAAACAGACUCCUUACAGACUUGCUCCCGCCCCCCCCUAAUGAUCAUUUGAGUCACGCUGUGCCGCUCUUAAUAAGGAAGUGUGUGGAGGAAGUGGAUCGGAGAGGCACCGAUGUCGUCGGCAUCUACCGGCUUUCCGGUUCUGUGUGGAUGAAACUACAGGUCCGAGAACUGCUCACAAGGACAGCAGACAAGAUUAUUCAGGGCAUAUCCAAGCAGAAUGAAAAGGCUGUCAAGGUCGCACUGGCUACCCUCGAUCUCUCGGCCGACUCUGUUCCAGACAUACAUGCAAUAACAGGUAGGACAUGGCCAGUCAUAAAUAGCCAGUUUGUCAUAUAAGCAAGACCUAACCUGGACGCACGGAAUGUGUCUCCUUUGUUUGCCCAUUGUAAAUUCUGCAGCAGUUGGCAAGCAAGAAUAUUAGAGUUGGGAGAAACAGUGGCAUAUGCAAACAUUUCCGUUAGCUGCACUUACUGUGUACUUCACAUUUGCUCCCGUUAAUCCCUUAAAAAGUAAAAAUAUACGUGGCAUAUACACAUGGGCGCGUUCAGUAGUUUAAGAGAAUCAUUCGCAAAACUGUGGUAUCUCUAUAAAGCAAGAUAACAAAGAUUUUUCUCUACAUCUGUCUGAUGACACUUAAAGUGUUGAGGUAAAAUGUUAAGAAGGUCGUCCAUACAAUCAAUAUAUGUCUAGAAAAGUCCAUUUUAUUAUUCGGAGUGUUUCAGUUGGAAUCGGUAGUUCAAAUAUAUAUUUGCUUAUGACUCACACAUCGCAAAUGUUAAACGCAUAUCGGAACUAUUCUUUAACGCCACUUGAUAAAUAUUCUCUAAGUGUCUUGAGUCGUUAAUCAAAGUUGUUAGCUAAGAUUUCCUGGCUUAGGACUGGGUGAGGGCGGUAAGUGAACUAAAUAUGCUCAUCCCAGCACUGGUUAUUCAAUCGCAUUUUCGUGUUAUUUGAAAAAUUGAUUUUAAAUCUCGUAUGUCACCUUAUGAAGAUGAAAAUGCAUUCAAUCGCCUGGGGAAGACAACAGUGCGAGUGAUUUUGGUGCGAGUAUAGGUAAUUGUAAAAUUAACAGCAAACCAAAGAGCAAACGUAUGUUCUCGAAAUCCGCUUUAAACUAUACAAGCCACGAAACGCUCCACAUAUCUUAGACGGUUUGUUUCCAGAAGCCAACUUGUAAUCCGCCGUUCGUCUAAGCUCAAGGAAUAAGGCCGUAUACCAGAUAAAAUAGUGCCCUGCGAUAAUUGAGCGUUGACCGCAGGCCACCAAGAAAACGCCGAAGAAAUUUAAUCAGAGAUAUUCUGUGACACAUGACCUACCAAACAAUUGCCGACGUCAGGGUGUGAACUACGCUUAAGGCUAUGAAUGGAGCAGGAAAUGCCCAGCUGUCGUCUGCAGUGUCAUGAUUUGACAAGGACCCACAAAUAGAGUGAGUGAACGAUCUCAUGUAGUGUUGGCUGAAAUUCUGAAGUGAGUUUUCGGCUAAGAAGGAUUACUUAGACGCAGUUAUAAUACUGAUUAUAUUGCAGCAUAAUCCUAUAAUAUUUCGGACUUUGCAGGAUGUCAGCUUCUGAAUGCAGUGCCUUUCAAUCUUAAGUAGAAACCGCAUUCGGUAAAAAAUGGCUACUUAGGUAGCACGCAUUUUUCAAAUUGAUUUUUGGUGGUUUUUUUAAAUUCAAAUAAAUUUUAUAGAAACCACGAACGAAAAUCUGCUUUCUUUCAGUUGUCUGAUAGAGAAAUACGUUAUUUUAUAUUUUACACUUGAAAAGGACUAUAAUUCGAUUUAAAAUAGUUUUGUAAUUCUGGAACAAUUUGGGGCUAGAUCACAGUUGGUAGCCAGGAAUGGGGAAGGGCGACCUUAACCCUAAUUCUAAUCUUAACCUUAACCGUAACCUUAACCCUAAGCGUUAACCGUUUACCCUAACGACAACCUUAACCCUAAGUUUAACCGAAAUCGUAAACGUAACCGUAGCCCUUAGACAUAGACCUAACUAUAAAACCUAACUGCAACACUGAAGCCUAGUCAUGAACUCAAACCCUAACCGUGACCCGAAAACCUAAGCCUAAAGAGCAUAACUCUAACCCGAAAAUCGGACAUCAUUAACCGAUACCCUUAUCCUAACCUCAAACGUAAAACGGAAGCCAAAUCGAUCAGAUGUAAUUAUGCACCCCCCCAAAAAAGUCCCAGUAAAAAAACCCCCAGCCACCUGUAAUAGGGGGCCUGGCUACCAACUGCGAUCUAGCCUAAUUUGGAGCCCGAUCAGUCGUUGCAUUAGCGCUUAGUGAUUUCAGUUUGAAAGGUGCAUGCGUUCCGCACAAAGAAAAUCCCAUAUUCUUCUAUGCCUUUAAGAAGAUACCAUAUGGGAUCCACAAAACUUUGCAAUGGAUGCGGACCAUGCUGUGCAUUUCACGAGGAUCAGUAGUAAACGGACAAGUACGACGCUGUACGAAUGAACAUUGCGCGGUCUUAAAAAAUCUCAUAAUUAAAAACAUUUAAAACCUAUUUAUGCUCCUUUUUCAAGUAGAAAAUAUAAAGAAGACGUAGUUCUCUAUCAGAAAACUGAAAGAAAGCAUAUUUUUGUUCGUGGUCUCUAUAAAAUAUAUUUGAAUUCAAAAAACCACCGAAAAUCAAUUUGAAAAAUGCAUGCCACCCAAGUAGUCAUUUUUUACCGAGUACGGUUUCUACAUGAAAUUGAAAGGCACUACAUUCAGCAGCUGACAUCCUGCAAAGUCCAAAAUGUUAUUUGGAUUAUCUUGCAAGAUAAUCACUAUUAUAACUGCGCCUAAGCAAUCCUUCCUAAUCGAAAACGCUUUGCCAAAUUCUAGCCAACAUUUCAUGAUAUCGGUAACUCACUGGACCUCACACAGGCUUCUAUUAUCGACAACAAUCGGCUGGGAAAUCGUAAAUGUCAACACACCUCGAGAGCAGCGAAUGAUUCGGUCAAGUAUACAUUUUUGCAGACGGUGUAUUACCCUCACAAUACUCACACCAAAAAUGCUGUUGACGAAACCAAACAUGUCAUCCGCCUCUUUUAUUAUUGCCCAUGAUAUUUGCGGUGGUGGGGCUUCGGAAUAUGCUCCCGGGGCUCGCCAUGUGAAUUCUGGCAUAAAGCAGCCGCCAUCGAUUUUGCCGCUAGUCCGACGGCAAGUCAACUAAAGACACAAUCGUAGGGCGUUCCCCUUUUUAGUCAGUGAUGUCAAUCAGCUGGUCUUUGCAGAUGCACCGACCUUUGUACUUGGAGUGUUCAGCAAGUGUUUGGUAGCCUUUCGGUCUUCUGAACCUCAGUAAUUGGUUCCAGAGAAAGUUGGAUGGGGCCAGUCAUCUUGAUCAAGUAGUGUCCGCCAGUCCACUUAACUAUUAGCAAUAAACAAUUUUAGUGGCGUGCGUAAACUGGAAGUUUAUACUAAGUUCGCCACUGCGCCCAUACUCAUUUCCGGUUCGUUUUUAUAUUAUCCUGAUCUUGGAAAAGGGGUGCGGAAACAGAGGAGAAUAGAUAAUGUUACUUUUACCUCCACUAUAGAAACUCAAAUGUGAUUUAUUGUUGUUGCUACUGAGUCAGUGUCGGUCAGCGUUACUUGCAGCAGGCGGAAUAUCGUAUUCACGCUAUUCAUAAUUCAUGGAGUUCACUGCCGCAAGUCCUUGAUCCGUUGUUCAUUGGUACUAAUUUCGCUCCGAACCAUUUUCCACCAUCGUUUUGCAUUUUGAAAGCCAGUUGUUUGCGAAUACGUUGUUCGACAGAAAGUGCAAUUUUUAUUAUUGGCUGAGUUCUGGACGAAACAUCGUCUUAUUGACUCACGAGGCUAAAAAUGUAUGGCGGCAGCGUAGCUGCUUGCUAGGUAUUACGAGGCAUCCAUUGCUGAAUUUGCCAAAAGAAGCAAACAGGCGUUCCAGAGAGCAGUUCAGAAGAAGAAAAUGCGAUCACUGGAACAAGACGUUUAUUGGCCUGACGUUAUGGAUUCUCAUUCGAACAUAUCGUCUGAGGUAUUUUCUGGUGAUACGUUGGAGUGAGAAUCGGAAAUGCCAGGGCAAUAAAUUUUUUGUUCCAGUGAUAUCAUCAUCAUCACCAUCAUUAUCAUCAUCAUCAUCGUCAUCCUCCUCCUCCUCCUCCCCUCAUCAUCAUCAUCAACUUCUUCUUCUUUUUCUUCUUCUUUUUCUUCUUCUUCUUCUUCUUCUUCUUCUUCUUCUUCUGAAUUGCCAUAUUUACCAAGGACACCGAAAAGACUCGUAGACAAGGCUUCGGAUUGUGUCGGUACGGAAGUAGAGGCAGACGGCGUUGAGGGUGACAAACUUUGCGUCUCAUGGGUUUGAUUCCACGCUUUUAAGAUGGUUAAAAAAGACUAUAUGCUGCCGGAAAUUAUUUGGAGUUCUUAGACAAUCAACUUAGUAAGAUGGGUCAUUCUUCUGCUGAAAAAUAUAUUGUUUAAUGCUUUUGAACUCUAAUCGAAUCCUGUGAAGUUCUGUGCAAACAUCCCAAAGGAGAUUACUCAUAUAUACUUAGUUUUCUGUGUCGCUCGCCUAAACUAGCCUGCAGCGUGUCGCUUCACAUCCGCUGUUCGGUCAGUGCAUGAUGUUUUUUGAUGUCAUAGCGUUCCCUACUUGUAGUCCGCCCUCACGUGGUCUGAAUUAGAGAAGGAUCUAGUCCUUAGGCCACAAAACUAAGAAAAUUAAAGGAUUCGGAAGAUUACCUGGCAGGCAUACGUUUGACUUCGAUAAAUUCCUCUCAGGCCAGUACGUUUAUACGGGAACGGGAUACAAGUAAAACACGUGAGGGAUAAGAUACAUCGAUUAAUAUUUGUAUUUUAAUACUAUUGGGUGUGCGAAUAGGGGGGAAGAGUAUAAGGGACAGUGAGUUGUGAACUAGUGAAGGUUAGGACGGGCCAUGUCAGAGGGGGAGGGGAAGGAGCGCACAAGAUUAUAUGCAGUUAAUCGGCCUUUGUCAUGGUAUACACGGGGCUUGCACCUGGUUUUUCUGUGUGCACAAAACCAGCUUGCGCAAUCGCAUGAUGGAGGAGAGAACGCUUGAGGUGUACUUUCCAUAGCCAGCCAGUCACAACUAAACUCCAGAAUCGUGAAUGAUUGCCAGAUUCCUUAUUUAUUCUUUACUUUCCAAAGAGUCCCGGUUCAGGCCUCUGAUUGUCCUUGUUUAACUCUGAACAAGGACUGACAGUGGCUGUCCUAACCACCCCUUAUUAUUGUUAGUCAUGAGUGCUCGCCAUUUGAGGCCAUCUGGGAGGGCUCUAGACUAGAUCGAAAAGGAUGAAAUCCUGUAAUAUGGGUGGUUCAUUGUACGCAGCUCCCAUAAGAUGAUACGUCUAUUCAAACUAUGUGUUUCCUUUGCUGAUCGCUCCACCGAUCUUGAUUUUUAAACGCUGGGCAUAGAGUAAUGGCACCACCUAUAUUAAAUGCCGAACUGAUUUACCUGUUGACCUGACUGAGGUUUUGUCGAUGUUGCUUCUAGGGACGCCAACAAUCAACCUCUUUAGUGUUUAGAAAGGUAUUUCCAGUUCAUUCAGCAUGGUAGUGAUCGUGGCAAUGUAAAGAACGAUGAUAACUUGCAAAGGCGGCAUAGAACCAAGUGAGCUUCGCUUCGCUCUGCCAUAACGUUGGUGAUCUGACAGUGUAAAAUGAGUUAAAGCUUCCAAUUUAAAGCGAAUUGUAAGGUCCGGAGUGGAGAUCCUGAGAGAACGUGUAGGUAAAAGUACAAUCCUAUAAGCGCACGCAAACGCCCUGGACCACUAAAACCUCUACAUCCAGAUUUCUAUUUUGCGAUGACGUUUGCGCUUAAUAUAAACUGGCAGGCUCAGCUAAAAAUCGGAUAAUUGAACUGCAACUGCUGCAGAGGUCAGAAUCCCUGAAGGAGACCUGUAUGUAGCCGUGUACUUCCUGAAAAAAAAAUAGGUUGCAACGUAUUUUACAAAUAUAAAAUAUCUUAAAAGUUACUUCGAAGUCCACAGGAAACAAAACUGGCAGUUCAGCGACGAGAGUUAAAAUCCAGCGUACAGCAUGAAUCUGCGUCCAUAGGCCUCGCAUUGUGGUUUGAGAGCUCUGUCCGUGACAGCAUUGGUAAGCAUUUUAGGCUGAUGAUGUGGUCAACAAGGGAUGUGUCCCUUGAAUACUCUUUCCCUCUCCACUAUAUACUACUCGGCUAUGUUAUCUCAAAUCACAGGCACAUCAGUAAAAUCGGCAGCCUCUUCCUCCCCAUGUCUAAUAAUCUUUCAUAUUUUCACUAAAGCCUUUUUUGUAGUCUAUCUGUGUAUGGUUGUCGUGGCUGUUGCCGUCAGCACCUUCUUAAUCGUCUCCCUCCGCUUCGUCACCACCACCACCACCACCACCACCACCACCACCACCACCACCACCACCACCACCACCACCACCACCACCACAACCAAAACCACCAUAAUCAUCAUCAUCAUCAUCAUCAGCAGCAGCAGCAGCAGCAGCAGCAGAAUCACCAUAAUAAUCACGUAUACCAUCCCUUCCUCCACUUUUCUGCCUUGCCCUCUUUUAUCUCCUUCUCUCCUCCUCCUCCUCCUCCUCCUCCUCCCUCAUCUUUUACGAUUUCUUCUUCUUUCCCCCGCUUCUCUUUAUCUUCUUUAUUUUUUCCUCGUUACCAUAAUAAGCAUCUGUAGUUCAUCCAUUUUCUUUCUUCAGUAUUUGCCUCCUCAUUCGUCAGCUGCCGGCACUUGUGGCCUUAGUCUUGCUUAAGUUCGUAUUUAUCACAACCAUUAUUUCGGUGUUUGUCUUCUCCUUCUUCCUCCUCUCAUUCCUUGGACGAUUUCGAGCGUAAGCGAUCCAUGGAGCAUUUGUAUGGACUCAAGAGAGCUUCAGAUUUCGAACUGAAAGGGUCUGUCAGGGAAAGGAUUUUCUUCGCUUGCUAAAGACAUGGAUAAAAAACAUAUUUUUAGUCAGUUAAACCUUAGUAUCAGAACAGCUGACCGACCAGCGUUUGUGAAACUUUUCAUUAAACCCCCGUUAAAAAUUUAAAUAACAGUUUCAAAUUUGACCAGGAAUAGAAGAAGCAACGUGGCCUUAUAGAAUUAUAAGUUAUCAGGUUGUUUCUUACCUGGAGUUCGUUUUCCUGUAUUCAAAAGAUUACCGUUAGUACAGAACUUCGCCUCUUUAAAUUUGAUUGUAUCCAACAAUACAUUCAUACUCUCUCUAAAAGCUUUUUUGCUUUUUAAGUUAAAAGCUACUCGUUGUAUCCUUGUGCUGCCAGAAUCAUCAAUGCAAACCCAGUUGGCAUUGUAGUCAACCAAUUCUUCAACUACGAGAAAUUUUCGCGGAAAUUCAUAUGAGACCGUCAUUUUAGAUGCGCGUUCGACGAGUUAAAUUAAAAACCUUAUUCGAAUGUUCCGCCAGAUUAACAAAUCAAUUAUGCGAUUGUUCAACCGUUAACAUGCGCAGGUGCUGGACACUCGUUAUGCGAGCCGUCUGGGUGUCUUCUCAUCGAUAUGGUAAAAUAUUCCUUUCGUGGGGAAUUAAAUUAAGCUCUAUGUCUGCUGAAGUUACACUAACUACUAUUGGUAAAACCAGUCAAGUUUGCUUCUCCCUCUCGAUUUUGAACCCAGGAAUAACUUUCUAUUCGUCUCUACUGAUUCUUCCUUGCCUUGCCGGGUAAUGCAUUGAACGGCAUCACACGUGAGGAAAUGUCCAGGACAAAGUUAACUACGACGAACAUAGAUCUUUCUGUGGCCACGCUUUAUUUUAUGCUCUGUUUCUUUUGGUGGAAAGUUAAAUCACUAGAAGUUCAGCGGUAGAAGAUUCAGUCAGAGAGCCUGGAUGAACAAUGUUUGAUGAAUGUAAUUCGGCAAUAAAUUGGUGCAUUCGAAAAAGAUCACAGUUGGCCAACUGAUUAUGGGCCGAUUCAGUUAGGAAAAAGCGUCACAUGAAUGACACUACAGACGCGCAUAAAAAGCUUGGUAGUCUCCAAAGUCAGCCCUGUCUACGAUCUCUAUGAUCGAAUCGGAGAAAUAAAUCACCCGGAUUGGAACGACUCAGAUCAACGCCAGCCAUGUGGAUUUAAUCAAGAUUCUAUUUUACCGCCAGUUCCCCCUACACAGACUGUUGUGUUUCUCAAAGACGAUGGCUUACAAACUUUUAUAUAAUCAACAACCCUAGUCGUUUUCUAUAAUUAUCUGACAUACUAAUAACUACCGUAAUUUUAUGACUCAAGCAGGUUUCAGUGUUAUAUGGCAAGACGGUUUAGUCUUCGGCCAGAAUAUACCCCUGAAUUUAGUAGAAUCUUUCAAAUGAUUAUUUCAGAAUAUAGAGUACUCGUCUCAAAAGUGGCUUUAGAUCCUAUUUAAAAGGUAAAAAUAUGGGUAGACUAAACAAACUAUUUUUUACGUGCGUCUAAGGUAAAUGAAAUCAGAAAUGCAUCUUAAAAUUAACUACUGAGUCGUUUAUCCGUCUCAACAAUUCCUCAAGGUAAUAUAGGCCAGCAGGGCUUAUUUGAAAUCCUAAUCCUAAAUUUCCCUAGCACAAUCUCUAUUGGAUUAAGCUUUAAGAAAUCUAUUUUGUCUUUUAAUCAAAGUAAUUUACAGCUUGCUAUGUUCCUGAUACUUUAGGGAGUCAAAUGCACGCAAAAAACAAUUUACUGCCAAAAUCACCUAGAAAGAUCACAACAUUUCCAAAUACUGCUUAUGGACGUAAAGAAGCGGCUGCAUAUGACGCUUCUGAUCAAGACUGAGUAGGUUAACUCGGUGCCAGGGAAAGAAAUAUAAAACGUCUUUUUUACAUGUACGAUAUGCUAGCCUAUAAUAGUUAACAAUUUUAAGUUGAUUGUAGUAUCGUCAGAAGACAAUCGUAUAUUUUUAAGGGAGAUAAGUUCGCCAAAAUUUAAAAAAUACCAUCCUAAAUACAAUCCACUCCUUAAAUGACGAGGGUACCGGGUCGAACUUCAAAUUUACUGACUUUCAGAUACGUUUUGUCUUAAAAUUUUGAAUCACAGCUACCCAGAAAACGAAUUUUAUGUUGCUAUUUCCUAUUACUUGCAAAGCUACUCAGUUUGUAAAAUGAAUGUAAGGUUGGGAAGUGAUUCACGCCUUUUUACUGAUUUUGCAGACGACAUUUAUAUCAAAAAACUAAAACAUCAAUUGGGUUUACGGUUCUAACAUCGAAAUGAGUGUGGUAGAUUUGUCAAAAGAAAUUGAAUUUAUGGGCACCAAUACUCAGUUUUCCGAGACUCAGCAACUGGCAAUUAAGGCCUUUGUGACUAAAACUGGGACGCUUUUUCGACAGAAGAAAAAGUAGUUUGUUUUAACCGGGCAAAAGGCACUAUGUCUUUCAGGUGCAAAAAUAAUGAAGCCAUUUUUUGAGAAGUACACAAGUUUAUUAAUGUUUUCGCAGACUAUGAUCCAAAAUUGCGUUAAGACACACAACGUAACCAGCAGCACCACAUAACAGUUGUCUAUCGAUUGAAAAACUAAAAAAGGUGGACUUAUCCAUUUUCAUUCAGAAAAUUUUAAACGAAAUAAAAUUUAUCCGGAAACUGGCCAUUUUGAUCAAUUGCCGAGCAAGUUAUAUUCUCCUCUUAUAAGAUAAAGAGACCAGAAACGUGCUCCGUAUUCGCAAGAUAGCUUUCGCAAUAUCGGUUAAUAGAUAUGCUCGGAGAAAACUAAAUUGGUAGAGCAGUUUAUUUAGUGUACGAAUACGAUAUGUUCGGCACUUUAUGCAUUGCUUUGACCAGUACCUGCAGUACUUACCGUUUUUCUAACACUGAUAAAAGAGCGGCCUUUUUCACUUUAGAAAAGGAGAAGUUGACUGACGGGAAACUUUCGAGACGGCUUCUGCAUUACCUACUUUCGUGAAGUAGCCUGCAUAACAAAUGAAGAAGGCACGGGGAAUUUUAAUUAGUCCUGAGAAUUGAUGCACAAAAGACGCUAGUUGAAAACAUGCGGUGUGUGUUGAAGCUCAUGAAUAAUCACCAAACUUCCUCAACGAGCUUUCGAAUGAAAGCGAUAGCUUAGGUGAGCUUUAACAUAUUGUUAGUUGGGACAAAGUCUUGAAUCGUUUCCUUCACGGACGCAGGUUGGUUGCUACCGCGUACCUCUCUAACCACCAGGGUAAAUUGCAGCAGGAGGAAUUCCUGACUCAGAGGCUGCAUAUGCGCUUCUUCUUCGUGUGACUAAAAGCAAUAACAUUAUUGGUAACAGUUUAAAAGUGGGAAUAGCGGAUACUGGUAUCAACCGAUACCAUAUUCUAGUGAUAUAGCGUAGUUGAGAUCGCUUUGGCUCUCCAUCGCUAGAAAAGUCGCGCUUUGUAACUUUAUUCUUCAGUUGCGGCAGGCGGUCACUAUUCAUAGGGAUAGGUUGGGGCAAUGUGUAAUAUCUCGUGCCCGUACGGCACUUUAUUUUCCCGUUAUGCAAGUUCACGCAAAAUGACCAUAAAAUCACAGUGCAGUGUGAAUUUCUUCCCAAAUUACUACUUUUUAUUUGCAGCAACCGUCAAGGACUUUUUCCGGGAGCUUCCCGAACCGCUCUUCACUAAUGCCCUCUAUCCAAUGGUCUACGAAGCCACUCAAGUAGCUGGGCCGGGCGACUCUCACAUGGGAACAAAGCUCAUCCUUAAUAUUUUGGACUGUCUUCCAACCUCAAAUCAAGUGAGUCUCUCAUUCUCAUAAUUGAUUUCAUGUUACUUCAAGCAGCGCAUUUAAAAGUUCAUUUCAAAUUAAGUAAUUUAAAAUCACACGUAUGGCAGAAUAGGAUUGACAUAUUUGCAAUCCGCGUAAAUUGACUAUUGUGUUUCGAGUAAAAAUCUCUGGAGACGGUAAUCCAGAUUUCAUUGAGCAUGAGUUACUCACACGGAAUAGAAUUUAACCACACAGAAGCCCUUCAAAGGUAGUUUUCUGGGUUUAUUUGACACUGAAAGUGCAUCUACGUUUUGAGGUUUAUACAAAAUCCAAACCUCAAAAUGGCAAGCCACGAUGCAUAGGCACGUUUAGACCAUUAGUUUUGUGAUAAAAAUUGGGAGAUGGCACCCAAAAAAUUCCGUUACCGAUGAGAAUAUGCCGGAGGACUGCAUGAGUGUUCGUCCACAGGCUGAUGAAAGGAAUAAAAUAAGGGUAUUUUACUGAGGGCCGGAAAACUUAAAAAGCAAACAAUCCUAGACAGACGGUGUCAUCAGCUAAGCAAUUUCACAAAAUGGCAACUCUCGUCGGGGUCAAGUGCGGCGGUGUUUUCAAUCACGUUCUCUGUGUUUAUUGAACGUGCAGUUUUGAAAGCGAGGAUAUGAAGGCAUAGGGUCAUGAACAGCACAACGUAGAACGUUUCUUUUAGCCAACUGCAUUCCGCUUUCAAUCCCAUAUUUAAAAAAGCAAUUAAGCAGGGAAUACGAGCUGGAUCGACUUCAUAUUAUCUGCCUCUUCAAGUAAAUCCGACACCGCGUACAUUUUUGUUGCCAUAUAGUGAUGAGGUUAAACUUUAUCGUUCGAAAAGCCAUUUCUGAAAAAACUUUUUAGUAUUAUUUAUAUUCAUCCACGCAAUCGAAGGCCCCACCCGUAAAACCCCUAUUACCACCCGUCCCUUAAGACAGGCUGCUUUGGUUGGGCGGAUUUUUUGGGUGACAUCGCCCAAUUGUUACCCCAAGUGGUUUUAACAUUAAAUAAGACGUCCACAGUUAUCUGGAGAAAUAAAUCCAAUUUAAGCUAUAUGAGCAGCUGGAUAAUGAGAAAAUUAAAGUGGUAUUCUGCGAAAGAGAAAACGGCAAAAGAGCAUUUUACAAACCUAGCUCAGAUACUUCAAGUCGUGAGCCUUGAAUCAAGCACUCUAACGAAAAGUUCGUUUUCAUAAAACAGCCUUCAAAGUCUAGUUUCGUGACAGAUUUCCGAGGGAGUUUACACACUUUUACUUCAAAUCCGGAGGGAUAAUAGUCUUUUCUGUCAGAAUGGUUAUGAAAAGACGAAAAACUGUAAACGCCACAUCAGAAUUAACCGUCAUUGACAGCCGUUCCUUAAACGCCGACCAGAAGGAUCAAGGAUUGAAGUAAGGUCUGGUCGCCGAGCAUUUGAUCAAUCCUUUGCAUUUACGGGGAUUCGCGUUCUUUUUAUGCCGUUGAAGGUGACUUCUGUAGCAUUUUGCAUUAUUUAUUACUCAUUGCCAUAUUGCUGCUUGUGGGACUUCUUACUGAAGGUUUUGGGUAAUGACGGACUGAUAAUGGCUAAAAAGCCAGUAGACGCUCUUCCCAUGUCCCCUUUUAUUUGUCGAUAAGAGCUUAGUUUGCUGGUAUUUGCUAUAUGGCAGCCUGUGUCGGCUGUAGGCUAGAACCCUAAAGAUGGCGGUCAGUGUUAUUUUCCUUGCAGCCGAGAUUAAUUCGUGAAUGCAACCCAUGCGUGGAAUUCUACCACGUCCACAGCUCCUAUUGUUAUGCAGAUAAAAUUUUGAUAAGUGUUUUGGGGUGGAGAUCGUCGCUGGUGGGGUGGAUUUAACUUUUGCAGCUCGGUUGAUGCGAUUCCAAAGGUGGCUCCGGAACAAAUAUUCUGAUGCGUCCGAACGCGUAGGCCAGCCUUCAGCCCAGAUUUAAGACAUUUGAGUGGUGCAAAGACUUUCUGUUAUGCUUUCAUGCAAUCGUCCAAUUUUACACAAUGGGUAUCUUAUAGAGUCCUGCGGUCUCUAAAAGUACACAAUAAAUCUAAAUUUUGUACAUGCAAACAGAAAUAUUUAAUAGGAAAUUAAACAUAGUACUGUGGUCCUAUAGCUGAUUUAACGAACAGUCGUUCAUGCUAUGGUAGCCUAAUAACUCCAGAAUUCUCCAUUUCCUGUUUACUCAGGCGAAAUUCUCAAGAGCUUAUUUAAAGUGACUUUGGUUUGGUGCCCCAUGAAGAAGAUACGUUUUUGCAUAUUGGUCUUGAUGAUAGUUAUCCAAAAUGAGAAAGUCUUAGCGAUAAUAACCAGAGAGGCUUGAAUGAUGUUUUGUUAGUUAGUUUGUUGUUGUCGCUGAGUCAGUCUUUGGUCAUAUGCCUGACGCUAAACUGCCGUUUGUGUAAGAAAUGGAUUAGAUUUCUAGACAAACCGAAAUGGCUGGCGGUUCGUCCUACUAUCCAAAAGGAUCGGUGAACGUGAACCCUUUAGGUCUUUGCAAAUCUAAGGGUCUGGUUAGUUUAAACUUGCGAAGUAACUCGGUAUGUAUGAAAGAUGGUCACUUACUGAUCACCCAUAAUUGCCUUCACUAAUACAAUGUUUAGCUUUGGGUGACGUUAGUUCACUGCUUGACUGCGCGAAUACACAACGUGUCAAAUUAUCUAAGUGAGUGCUGGAUGCAUACACCUCGUAAAACAGUGACUGACGGUCUACUUCGCAUUUUUUAACAAAAAUAACAGUCAUAUGACACAUACUGUUUAUUAGGUGCUUGGUUCAGUAUUUUUUCUCCAUCGACGUUUGUUGCUUUCAGCAAAUGCUUUGCCCAAGAGUACCCAAAAAUUGGCUUGUAGUCCUCGUAUGAGUUCAUGCAUGCUUCUAAUAAAAGAUGCACAAAAUAUUAACUUCUUGUGUAAACUGUGCAAAAUAAUAUGCUGCCCACUUUCCUUAACAAAUAAACGCUUUUAAAGUAGAAUGCACUAUAUCCAUGGUGUUCUGAGGUCAAAUUGCAUGUUCAUUUUAAAAGACGCACACAAAUCAUACGCUUCUCUUGUAAUCUAAAAUGAUUUCCCUUAUCACUUGACGAAUCUGUAAUGAAUACUCCUGGUGUCCAUAAAAUUGACAGAUGCACAUUACUUUGGGAAAAUUCUGCGCAGUGCUGAUAGAUCGAAGGAUCCUACGCUUCUCGAACAGUGUUGCUAGCGUAUUGGAAUGAUAAUCAAAAUAUUCUCAUUCCCUUGAAUACGAAAUGUGAGCAAUAUGAUAUUUCUUUAAGUUGAGCGUAUUAAAAUAACUUUUGGUGGCUUUCCAGGGAAAUACAUUCUAAUUGCCAGGGGUGGUUACGGCUAAAAUGUGUCCAAUGUAUCUGCACGCAGCCUUUUAUUAGCGUGAUUUAAACAGUUUUAUUAAAAAAUGCGCAAUGAACGGCCACCCUAUCCUCUGAAUGGGUCGAUUUCAGAUUAAAUUUCGUGCUGCCUACUAUUGCAACUUCACUUUAAGAACAUUAUAUAAUUGGAACUAUGCUCCAAACUUUUAAUCAACGUUUCAUUAGUCAUGGCCUGCUGGAGGCCCUGGAAACAAAUUAGUUUAAAACGACCCGACUGAUGCCUGUGACGCUCCUCCGUAUUGUUUUGCUUGAUUUUACGCAUUUGCUUUCAUCGAGCAGUGCAUUGUUGCCAGAGAACCGACCAGAAUAAGCUCAUUUGUGUCAGGAUAUGACCAUCCGUAAUCUCUUAUUUUGUUUCAGCGCAGGUCCGUUUAAACGGACUUAUCUUCUUUUGCUUUUUCUGCGAGAUCCACCACGCUUUUCAACCUUAGACCUGAUCGGAUAAACUGUGGUCCAGUACAUGCUUAUCCCCAUGUAAAAAGGUUUCUGUAGGUGAUUUACACCGAUAAUUAAAGGUGUCUAAGUGUCUUAGAAAUCUUGGCCAAAUGGACAAAAUUGUACUUGUGGAGCAGGCAACACAGUUCGUAAUAGCGAGGAAUAUUCGCUUCCAAUUGAAGUUUGACUGUGGUCUUUUGCUUGUGAAUGAUCCCUACAGUAUGCGCAACAUCAAAAACGCGUAAUGGAAGGAAAUAAAGAUUGUCUGAUUGUACGGUGAUGCAGCAUAAGCUGACGAUGAGGCUUUUGUUUCUGGCCGUGACGUUGGCUUGUGAUGCUGAUCUCUUCAACCAGAGACGUAUUCUGUUCUGUGACAUUUAAAACAAUAUGAGUAAGCUUUGUGUGCCAUUUGGAAGUUUUGCGCUUGUGGUUUCACCAAGGACAUUAACUAAGACAUCAUGGAGGACAUCGUGACCAGCAAAGACCGAUAAUUGAGAGAUCUAAACGAUAAUUUUGCGUUUUUCAGGAUUCUUGCUGUGCUCUUUGAGCAGAGGUCUUUGACCGCAUAUCCAGUGAAGCUGUCAAGGUCAUCUGAAGAACACUCUCUGGAAGAUCUGACGUUUUAUCUGACUGAUGACUACCCUCGCAUUCUGAACCGCCUAAUCGUCCUUAUUUGUGCACAAUCUCAAAAAUUCAUGAGGUGGACAGUUUUGGGAAAAGCACACCUCCAUAUGCCACAGGGAAACUGCCACAAGUGUUUUCGUGGAAUCGUAGCAUGCUUUUAUCCCUUUUGUCUAGUACUUCAUACUGAUUCUGUCUUUCCUAUCAGAUGAUUUCCGUCGCCUAAUCCAUGAUAAGAAUGCUAUAUAGGAUCACGUUUGUCCAACACUAUCAGUCACAAGUCCAUGGAACACAUUCCUGGUCGAUCUGUACCAAAGUUCUCGAAAGAAAAAGACGUAUCCGGCAAAUUUAGUUUCAUGUUCUUGUCCAUGUACUGCAUGCGCCAUUAGACUAAUUUAAUCAGCUAAUGGUCAGUUGAGUCCCUCACUGCAUUAGUGUAUACAUAUUCGUCUUGAACUCUAGGCAUACCGCCUGCUGCGGCUUAAGAAUCCCGGUAAGUAGAGUUCCUUCAAUCUGUGAGAACGACCCCGCUGUUUUGCGCCUCCUUAAUUUGACAUUUAAUCGACAGGCAAAUGCAGGAUAAGAUAACCUUCUUUUUUUCGCUAGGACGAUGGAGCUUUAGAAUUUCAUUCCACUAUCUGACGUUUUUACGGAACUUGUCACAACCUCCACUCAUAAUAUGAGUCACUAAUCAGCAGCAAAAAUCUAAUGAGGUUUCGAAUUUUUAAUAAUAUUUUUACUGAUUUUAUCAUUUAAGUUGCGAAAAAUGUAGGUAAAAAAAUCAGUCUUAGUAGCGUAGCUACGUUGGAAGGUUCACUAACUGAUGCCAACUGUAGCGUUAGGAAUCGAAUCCAGAUCAACUGCUUAAAUCUCCUGUUCCGUCUUACUUUUUCAGAGGAAUGCAUAGUCCUUUUCUUCAAGACGAUGAUUCCCUUCUGUAGCGUAGUUACGGCGACUACGCUGUGAAAGGGCUUUUUGCAGGCUUUAUAAUUCAAUUAAGUGUUACGAGUGCUCGAGGCUUUAGAGCUUUGGGAAAGUUCUUGUUUUCCAUGCGUUUUCUGCAACAGAGGCGAGCUAGUAUUCACUAAAAAGUACUAACCAGUAGAUUUGGCCUACAAGUAUACCGGACACAUUUUUUACGUCUAUAAUCGUCUGGAAGUGGAACACGUUGACUCCACUGAAGAGGUAAUUGACUUUCUAAAGGUUGCGCACUUUGGUCCUUCUUGUGCGGUCAGAGGCAGCGUUAGGAGAGCGCCCGGGAGGAGACUUGGAACAUUGACUGCCAGCGACAACCUCUAGCGCCUCUUACCAAACUUAGACUGCAAAAUGGAGACCGGAUGCUCGCCUCCGCUAUAAAACCUUUGAGAGAAGGGUUUGCAAGCACAAUCCUUAGCCUCUGCAUGUCUCACAGGAAUUUCUUCUAUACGUGGAUGGUAUCCUCCCAUAGCCCAAUUCGCCCGUCAACACGAUAUCCUAGCUACCAAUCUACUUGCAUUUUCGUAUCUAUGAGCACGCCUAAUUUAUUCGUUCUCACUGAUGUCGCGAGCCGAUUAGUGUUAGCCAGUCUGGAAGGUUUGACCGGCGCUCCCCCAAGACCGAACGCCCAAAGACCACACGCAUAUCUUGGCAGACGGGUCGAGUAAAACCGUGGUCGCUGAACGACUUGAUGAAGCCACGGGUAUAGACUCUUGGCGAAAGAAAUGAGCCCGCAUUAUUUCGCAUGUCACUCCAUGUAGAACGAGAACAAUCUUCUCCCUCUGUCCUUACCCCAGCCGGAAUAGCCUGUAACUCAUGAGAUUUUAGAACCUUCAUAAUAAUUCAUUGAUAAUCCUUAUAUGAAAAAGUAUGGCAGCUAAUGCUUGGUAUUGAGUUUUCCUGGAAGAUGGACCUUUUCACAAAUAAAUAGUUACUUUGUUCGGAUAGGAAGGCUACAUGAGUAGCCUUUGCUUUAACUUCCGGUAGAGCAUAAAAUAUGACACUACCCCAUUUUUCGUUUCCAAAGAAGAGAGUGGUUCGUAAACAGCUGUUUGAUGUAAUGGGACAGAUUGAAGAAAAUUGUUAGUGUUUCAUAUGAAUUUAUUCUGACUUUUAUUAUAGAAUUACCUGCAAUCAGCACGCUAUUACUCGUAGCGUCAAUAAAUCCGUAACGAGAGUAGUUGCAUAAUUAAAUAUUCGAUGAUUCCCGAUGUUUGCUGUUGGGCAAAUUAUGCGUGAUGCCGAUCAGCUGCGACGUUAAGAUGGCAAGAUACAGAAUAUGCAACUUUACCUAAAGUAAUGAAAUGGUUAUGACAAACUGUCUCUCGCAUUUGCAUUAACUGUCGUUGUAGUCUGGUUAAUAGUGCUCUUUCUUGACUGCUGACAAUUAGGUGACGAAUAAUGUCACUACCAUGCAUGUGUUGGAACUUAAAUUUAACUUUCAGACCCUCAAGCAUAAACUAUUUCUAAUAGUAGGCCAUGAAGUUUUCUUACAAUGAUUCUAUUGUAAACACCGUUGUGACGAAUGUGUUUAGCAUGCUCACCAAGCAGGACUCGCAUUUAAUCAGUUUGCAUACCGCGGGCAAAGAAACUGCAAUACGUGACCAAAGCGUUCAAUAUUUAGAGUUUGAAAAGUCCUUUAAACAAGUAUAAAUUACAAGGAGAACUGAAAGUUAUUUUAGUUACUUAUAAAUAUGCAUAACACAAGGUAAGUAUUAAAGAAUCCAAAAAUAUCUUAGUUGACCUAAGUGUCUUAAGCAAAGAAGCUGCCACAGAACAAUGUGUAGACUACCUAAAAUUGAAAUUACCUAAAAGAAAUUAAAUGAUUUCUUAAUAUUACCAUCCUUAUGUGAAGGUUGGGGUUAGCCAAAGUUUUCGUCCACGGUACUCCUGGAAGUCUAGUCCUAGCAGUCAAAAUAACGGCUUUUUUCUAUGCACUUCUAUCAUCAUUAGUUCACAUCUUCAACCUUUGCCAUUUUGCAUUACAGAGGACAUGUACUUGCAGGUGUUGCUUUUAGUGGGCGCAAUGUUUUAUGUACUUUUUCAGACGACAAAUUGUUUUAAUUUCUCAAAGCUUGCAGGAACUUUAGAAAUCCAAAGUGACUUCGGCACACUGCACAUAAGACUGUCAAAGUCAUCCUGAAACACCAAGCUUAUUGGUGCCUCAAAACGCUAUAGCCAACUUCUAACAGUGACGAAGUUCUCCGAUGUUACCUGGCCUUUCGCAAGCAGCGUUCAAGGAUUUUGUGUGAAAUUAUUCAACAGCAUGUUAUCAAAGCUAAAAAUAAUAUUAAACAUUUUGUGGUAACUAUUUAUUUCCAAUCAUAAAGAACUCUUCAUAUAAGCACAAGAAAGAACUUCGGAAACAGAAAUGAUGCAAGUUCGGAUUUUUUGUGAGUAUACAUGUUUUUGAUAGAGUAAGGGGCCUAUGUCUGACCUUGCACCUACAGUUAGCAGAUAAUAUUACGUACCUAUAAGGAUUGCGAUCUCACAUAACGUAUCCGAUUUUCUUGGAAAAUCUCUUUUAGUAAUUUUCUUUGAGUCAGAGUGUUAUGAAGUUUUUUGACCUACCGUGACUGCGGUGCAUUUGCAAUAUCGCCUAAAGCGGAGGCUUUCAAUCUUCAUAGAUGUCAUUUGUUGGCAUACUUUACAAGUACUUCGUUCUCCCGAAUCCCAAUUCACAGCCUUUCUGUAUUUAAAACGUCCAAUAAGCAGUGUAGUUAAAAAUUCCGGUUGUUUUGGGUGACCACAACAGCUGAUUAAUUCUAAAGUGCACUUUGUCAUCUGUAGAGUUCUAAGAAAUUUUCAAAAUCCUCUCUCUGAUCUGUUUAUUUUCUUUAUUGCCCCAUGUGUUUAAAGGUGUGAUGAAUGCAUAGACAUAUGAAUCAGGAAGGUUAAUUCACGACAUAUUUGCCGUUAUUACCUAACUAAACUGGGAGUCUCAUGAUUCGAUUCUUAUCUAUUUGUCAACUGGGCAUUGCGUCACAUAUUUCUGUUAGCGGCGAUAAAAAACAGCCGAAUUCUCAUAGAAGUGCCUGAACAUCGAUUCGAUAAUGGGAACACACCCCUCACACUUUUUGGCGGAAGCAUAACAACGAGCAAUCAAUUACAGUAAUGUGCUAACUCAUGAAAUGUCAACCAAAAUUUCGAAAUGCGUUCUCGCUUCGAAAAGAUAAAUUAAGUAGAGUUGUAAAAAUAAUCAUGAUGCAGCAUAAAACAAUAAUGAUCCAGGUACCUCAGGGUGUCGGCUUGCGAAAGAACUUAUUUUCGGCUGCAUGCAAGAUCGAUACUCUGCAAAAAAUGGCUACUUAUGUAGCAUGCAAUUUUCUCAUUGAUUUUCGAUGCCCUUGAAAAUUCAAUUAUAUUUCAUGGAAAAAAUGCAUAAAAAUAUUCCUUCUUUUACUUAUUCGGUAGAAAAUCACGUCUUCGUCCAAUUUCAUACUCAAAAGAAGAGUACAAUUCGGUUUUAAAAAGGUUUUAAUUGUGAGAUUUUUUAAUACCGUUAAAUGGCCGUUCAUGAAACGUCAUGUAUCUGCAUUUAUGAAUGUGACUUGUAAAGUUAACAAUAUUGCUCAAAUCCACUGCUCAAUUUUAUGAACCUCAUAUGUUCUUCCCUUAACACCGUACAGAAAUGCAUGGUUUUCCGUACACGGAAAAUAUACACUUUGUAGUUUUGAAACCCUGAAUGAAAGUGUAACAGCAGGUCGGGUUCAUAAUUAUUCGGGAAUUAGAAAAGUUUUUAAAACUGGAUUAUACUAUUCUUUUGAGUAUGAGAUUGGACGCAGACAUGAUUUUCUACCGAAUAAGUAAAAGAAUGAAUAUUUUUAUGGAUGUUUUCCAUGAAAUAUAAUUGAAUUUUCAAGGGCAUCGAAAAUCAAUGAGAAAAUUGCAUGCUACAUAAGUAGCCAUUUUUUGCAGAGUAUCGAUCUUGCAUGCAGCCGAAAAUAAGUUCUUUCGCAAGCCGACACCCUGAGGUACCUGGAUCAUUAUUGUUUUAUGCUGCAUCAUGAUUAUUUUUACAACUUUACUUAAUUUAUCUUUUCGAAACGAGAACGCAUUUCGAAAUUUUGGUUGACAUUUCAUGAGUUAGCACAUCUACUGUAAGUUGAGGGUAUAUUAGCAAAUACAAGGGAGACUGCAAAGGACAUUUUCUCUUUUUGGCUCUCACAAAAGGGAAACGUCAGACUAAAUCCGUUCGACCUAUGUUCAGCGCAAAAGUAGGUUAGGUUGUAAGCUCGGAGUUUAUGACGAUGAUAACUGCAGAAAAAUAUUGGCUUUAUGUUUAAUCCGCGUUCAGCAUAUAAAAGAUACUUUUUGGGUUUAAAAAGAUGUUCUUACUGAAAUUUAAUUAUUGAGCAUUCUUCUAAAGAGAUUUCAAAAAGGGUCCUUGGGAGAACAUUCGCCGAUGUAAAAAGCCUGAUUGAAGACCCUUUGGAGUUAAAAUUUAAAUUUUCCGAAAAUCGUUUUUCACCACUUGAUUUAUUUAGGUCAGCGCUCUUUGUGAACGACCUUAGUAGAUUGUGAAUGCGAUUCUGGCGGACAGCAUGCUCAUCCGGACUAAAUUAGUGCUUGACCCAGGCUGAUAUAAAGACCCAAGAACGAUCUGUUCUCCUGCGAAUCAGGCCGAGGUCAAAUCGCGACAGCUGUCACCUGGCAGGUUAAGUUGCUGCACUAGACACAAGUAGAUUUGCUUAAAAAUAGAAAGAUUUGUUUGCCGAAGUAGUUGUGGGCUAGGUGAAUACAUCUGUAAGCCUUCCUUUAAGUAGAUAUAAUAUAUGCAGUGAUGAUGACUUUUACGGAUCUAAAUAUAUUCCGGUAGGUUUUAUAAAACAUUUGAAAGAAGUUUCAAAACAUUUUUUGAAAUAGUCCCUUCCCCACUUGAAGAGGACUCUGUGACAAACUCAUACUGCUCAAAUGUUUUAAGUAGAACCGUUAGUUAGGCACAAUCCUCCGUUACAAAGUUAUUUCGGCUAACCCUCUUAAGCCCAAGCAUUAUUCAUCAGCGGAGGAGGUUUUUACAUAGUCAUAUACAUUCAAAAAUUCUCUUGUCAACUUCUUAAUUUAUCUUGAGAAAGGACUCAGUUGCCAAAUUUAAUUAAGGCUAAGAAUUUAUCUUGUCUAGAGUGAUUUGUGGGUUCGCUCCUCUCCGUCCAUUUCUUCAUUUGUCUUACGGAUAUUUUGAACGUGUUCGUUAAUAUUCGACCAGACCUUACCUGAUUUGAGCAAUUACCACUAUUUUGACAAAAAACGAUUCAUUUUGCCGUCUUAUUAUUCUCAAAAAGGAAUGCGAUGGCUUGAGGUUAAUCUUUCAGACUGAAGCUACAUAGGCUCAAUCGAAAUGAGUCGAAUUCCAUCCGCUUCAGCUGUAUAUCUACAGAAUGUUCCCAACUUCGAAUGGACUGCCACUAGUCUCUGCUUCCUGAUUGGCCAUAGUUCGUGUAUUACCUACCAGAAACCGCACGAGGUAAUGCUGGGAGACCCACUUAUGAACCGAAUUCCUCGCAGGUGUGUCAUGCAGAAGCAGAAUAUUGGCGAAACACACGUGUCUGGGCUUUUCGGUAGUACAUGUGCUGUCAGCCAAAGACGGAUUUCUGUACAGACGCAUUAAAACGUAAGGUCAAUUCUAACACAUCGUCUCUGUAAAAAGCAAAUUCCAGGAAGUCCCGAAGCGAUCUCAGAUAACAGCGAUUCUUACACUGACAAAACCGUGCCUGAAAAGAUGUGUCCAAAGAGGCAACUCAUGGCAGAGUUUGAAUUAAAAAAAAAAUCCAUCAGGGAAAUAUGGUUUGUAAACUACCUUCACCAAGCAGCGGUGAAAUCAGAACACGCAAUGGCGCAAGACGAGGUUUGCUGGUGUGGAUGUACUUUAACAUGUUUUAACACAAAUACGAAUAGGUUCAGAAGUACAAUGAAAUUUGGAGGCAGAAAUGGGACACUUUUGUGGACGCACAAUCUAUGGAUUCAUGUGUAGUGACGGAUGCAAAUAAUUUGAGCGCACACAAAGGCGGUCAACAAGUAGGUCACCUCAGAGUACGCCGACAUGGUUGUCGAGUACAAAAAGGGUUACCUAUGAGUUCUGUCACGGGGCACCAAGUGAACACUGACACUGUGGUGGAUACAACAACUGUAUUUAAGUUCCUUAUUCUGGCGAAAGCAUUGCCGUACGGAGAAGUAAACCAAAACGGUGCAAGUGAUUGUAUCACAUGUUCCGUCUCGCGCUGAUAUAGUAAUAGUCGAUAAGGGAAAUAAACUCAGCCCGUCUCCUGUUUCCUCACCUUCCACUUGACUGAGUAAUGUCACGUGCUGUGCAACCCUAGUCGCACGUGACGAAGUUUCGCCGAAGACAGAACUCACUCAUCUAUGCAAUUCCACCCUCCACCGCACCAUGUUCUCACACAAGUCGGAACAGAAUUUCCUGAGGCCAUUUACCUAUGCCGCCUGAUCAUUCCAGGUCGUUUUUCGUUGCUGUUCUCAGAACUUGAAUUUAUUUGAAUAAAUUUUCUCUUCCAUGUAAGCAAUCACAGUAUCAAGAUCCUGGUUAAUUAAUUGAUCAUUAGACACGUACUUCCAUUUUCUGGCCGCCCGCCGAAGCAUUAGCGUUCAACUAUCGCUGUAACCUUUGCUGCAAGCGAGGAACGAUUGUUCGACUAAUUCUGUCGGGAUAACUAGCCGACUAUUUCUGGGGCUAAAUAUUUUCCGUAAUUGCAUCCCUCAAGAUGUUUUUACGGAUGACAAAUAUUGUUUAAAACACGGUGUUAUCACUACUUAGAAGGAUUUUGAACAGUUUUAGAUAAGUCGUGACCUCGAAACUCAUUGACUGUAUUAGGAAAAGUUAUAGCCUUAGAAGAUCUUAGACCCCAGGGCAAAAACUGUAAUAUACAAAACAGAAAAUCCCAGGUGGAUGACUGUUAAACAAUGAAAAUGUACUCAUUGUGUUGAUGAUUGCCGUCAGUGCUGAUAUAAAACACGACAGAGUUAGAGGCGACGUAAAGCCCGCAGUUGUCAUGCGGCGAGAGGUAAGACUACUUUUGGUUCACGGUCGUGACAAGGUCUGCGGACUAUUCUGAUGUGUAGGCAACACUGACUUCAGGGCCGGUGACGCUCACCUCGGACUUCGUACGGUUGAUUUUAGACAGUGGUUGGUCCUAAUCUUUUGACACACUGUUUACCUCUUUGAAACUCCAUUCAGUCUCCACCGGCAGACUUGCGUUUUACGACUAAUUAUACUUUGCUCCCACACAUGCUGCUGUCUGUUCCACAUUACUAUAAGUUGAAAAUUGUCUUCUUUCUUCGCUGAACUGAGGUAAUAUGACAAGCAACACAUGAAUCCACGUGAAAUGUCGAAACAGAAAUGUGUUUUGGGAAUUCUAGUUGUUAAUUUAGAAGCUAACAAUUUAUCUAACACUGACAAUCGUUCACAGUUUAAGUGUGUUGUCUCAUAACUUAGGCAAUGGCUCUCAAUAAGUUUCAACAGAAGCAGUUUUUUUUAUAAAAGAUUACAGUUUUGGACUUAUAUUAUAAGAGGCUGGCCUCCUUCGAUUGGCUAUAAUGAGCAUCACAAAAAGAAACUUCUUCUGACGAGCCACGUUUCUUUUCCAACCCUAGGGCUUUAGGUUAACGCUGUUACAUAAUCCGAAUCCAGCUUUGGGGUUGAGCAAAAUAGAGCGUACCCAAUGGCGAGGCAUCUCUGCCUAUGUUCGGCAUCUGUAUCAGGGUCAAGGAAUAGUCUGUCAGUUUCUCCGAAAAGUGGACUUUAAGUUUAUUUAGGAGGAGGAAUAAAAUUCGAGGCAUUAUCUUCUUUAGGAUGAAAAUAUGAAAGUAGCGGCUGUCCAAAUGCCUAGGUAUUACAGCUCGCAAAUUUUUGCAAAUAUCAUUUCUCAGUGAGAUUAGUUGAAUUAAUCCAUUGGAUACCUUGCGUCGUUAUUGAUUAUGUUUGCACAAGAGCCGCAAAUAGUGAACUCAACGCAUCACUUGUAUUGGAAUUAUUCAAGUUAGCGUAUGAUAGGCCGGGUCACUUAAGUUGCAGUCCUUACCUCAGAAAAGAAACUUUUCGAUCUGGUUGAUUUUGGUGUUUUGGGGGGUGAGAAGACCGGUCAAUCUGUCCUGCAGGAGAUAAUCAGCAUCCGACCGCCCAAGUGGUCAACUCACGCUUUUAAGGCUGCUCAGUCUACCAAGAUUUACGUCAAUGCCUAAUCAUUUAGAUGAGCAUCAACGGGCAUGGGUGGCGUAAGGACGUAAAGCCAACUGGCAUUAAGCUUCUUCCCCUCAUUACCCAUUCUAACUGAAUUAUGAUGGCUCGGGAGGAUCAAUAGCUUGUGCGUCCACAUUAUGCAGCCGAAACUUCACCCUGUGUUCGGAAAAUGCCUCUUUUUUGCUUCUCCGGCCAAAUGAUAGUGCGUAACAACGUAUGGCUUAAAAAGGAGAUACGGCAAGGCGUUUUGGAAGGCCGACAUAACAUAUACUUCUGUUUGUGCUGACAGUUUAUACCUAUAAUUUAAUCUUCAGUGCAUCAUAAGUACAUAUUAGUUUACUCUUCCAAAUUUCAUUAGGGCUGGAUGGGUUUAUAUGCUAACAGACAGAUUUGACUCUAUAUGCAAAUUUCAUCGCCUAUGGAACAAUCAUCCUAUUAGCCCGUUUCUGAAUCGACAGAACAACCUUGUUACUAUUUCUGUGAGAAGAAAAUCGGGUUUUAUGGCACAUGAGAAUGAAGAGGAUAACGUCUUUGUUUCUUGGUUUGAUCAACGUGAAUUGGCAAACAGAACAUUGUCAAAAGAAAUAGCAGCCAUUUUACCGCGGUCGCUGUUCUAGCAAAGAUUCGCGUAUGACGCCAGGUGAAAGCUUUCACUGAUACGAUAAGUGUGUUGCUGUAGACUACGAUGAUUGAAAUUCUCUCAUGGACACUGCCGACAAUUAGAAUGUCACAUUUUGAGAGGGUGACAACCAAAUUUCUCAAUGGGACCUUAAUUAUGUGAACACUCAUGGUGAAAGCUUUGGCACUUAGUCAAGGUUCGUAAAUGACAAAUAAACCCUUCUUAAAUCAUGUGUAGAAAAUGAUUAAACAGAAUGCAAAAUAAUUAACCUAUAUUCUCCGAAUAAUGAAUUGUGUAUUAUUUUUUGGAACUCGUGACGCUGUUAAUGACUUCAUGGAAGAUGAAAAAUUAAGCCAUGUCGGUGACUUCCCAGGCAAAAUUUCCACAUUUGGGUGGCUAAGAGAAGCAGGAGAUUUCUUUACUCUGCACCUACAGGCGGCAAAUCAGAGAAGCCUUGACUAAAUGUUUACACAGUCAGAAUAUCAAGGUAUAUACUUGGUUGAAAAACAAGCAAUAGCGCACAUAAGUUAAUUAUUGUUGAUGAUAAAGUUGACUAAUCGGCCGGUCUGUCCUUGUGGAAGAGCGUUUUCUACAAAUUUUAUAUUUGAACAAGGCAAAGGCGACAAAGCAUGCAGAAUUUACUAACGUCAUCAAUUUCGAGACCUAUUCAGAUGCACACGGUCAUUGCAUAGUUAUAUGACAGGCAAACUGUUCAAUCAACGAUCGACCUAGGGAGAUAAAACGUGAUAGGUAAUCUGAAACAUGGGUCUAAUAUGCGGGUGCAUAUGGCGAGGGGGGGAGGGGGAGAGAAGUCAUCCAAGUAUGAGAGUUAGGACUACAGUUAGAAACUUGCGCGGCGUGAUUUAGAGUGCAACGUGCGGGGAGCAUUCAGUCAUGCCGGGGAGAGGGAGGCGGAUGGGGGCGAAAUGAGAGGGCGGACAUGAGAACAGGGUUUCGUCCAUAAUCGAUCCCUACCAUGGCAGUGCCAGGUUUAUCACGUGGUCCAGCUGCUUACAGAGUUCUGGUUUCCUCCUCCGUAUUGCAGCGGCCUCUGCAAAGCGCAAGAGACGCCCGGUCGUCGCCCGAAACAGGAUCUUGAAUGCGACCAUUGGGUCCACCGUAUGGCCCGUGUCCACUAGGUGCUUUGUGAUUGAGCUCCUGGGUACCUUAUUUUCCGCCUUAAGCAGCCACUUCGGCAUGUGUUCAGCUGACCGAGCUGCCAACUGCCUUUGCGUGUUCCCAACGUACUUGCAUCCGCAACUACAUGUAAACUCAUAAAGAAAGUUUGGUGUGGCGUGCAUAGGCAAAAUGUCUUUAGCUGGUCUAACUGGGAUGGCCGUUGUGAUGCUUAUGAACAAAAAUUUAGAGGCAGCUUACGUCCUUUCGAUAGUGCACCGAAGUCGUCGCUUGAUCACGUUUGACACGUUAUCACCCUUGUAGGGGAGGUAGAUGGUCACGGAAUUUUUAGGUACAGAUAUUUCUUCAGGAGGUUCUUAUCUGGAAUGGCGAUAUUAAUCGAUGAAUUUCUCCGGAUACCCGUUUGCAAUAAAAACGUUCUUUAAGAAAGUAAGCUCGUCAUCGAUCGUAUCUGAGGAGCAGAUUCUGGUGGCUCUAUUGAACAAGCACAAAACCAAGUUUCGUUUGCUCUGAAUUGGAACGAAACUGAGGAAAUGCAUGCAUUGUCCUUUCCAGGUGGGUUUUCGAUAGAUGGAUCUCUGAAUAGAGCCAUCUGCCCGCCUACGUACAAGAAUAUCCAGGAAAGGCAGUGUGUCAUUCUUCUCAUGCUCAAUCGUAAAUCUGAUCUUUGCAUGUGCUUUGUUCAGAGUCUUGAGUUGUAGUUCUCCGUCGCCUGGGUUUUUGACUAUGGCGAAAAUGUCAUCCACAUAUCGCCUAUAGAAUGAGGCUCGUUGUACGUUCCGAGCUAGUUUUCGCUCUAGAGUAGACAUAAAAAUGUCCGCUAGGACUGGCCCCAAUGGACUGCCCAUAGCUACACCGUCGAUCUGUCGAUACAGCCGCCCCUUGAACAAGAACUGUACAUUCUUUGUGCAUAUCUGUAGUAGUUCCGCAGUUGCUCUGAUGGCAGGUGUGUUUCACCCGCAUGCUCACAAAUUAUGUCCAUCGUUUCAUCCAGUGGCACGUUUGUAAACAGGCUCUGCACGUCAAGCGAGAUCAUGUGUUUAUUCAGUAGAUUCUGAAGCUUAAGCUCAUCUACGAAGGAUAAAGUAUCUCUUGUAGCGUAAACGGCAAGGUUGUGUCUGAUUGGUUAGAUUUGCUGCACUAACCAUUGGGCAAGUUUAUGUUGAGGUGAAUUCCUCAUUGAUAAAAUCGGUCGUUAUUGUACCCCUGGUUUGUGCAAUUUUGGCAGUCCAUAUAGUCUGGAAAUAUGCGACCCUACGGGCGUAAGACACGCAGCCAAGUUCUCGUCUAUUAUUUGUUUUUCAAGUAACAAUUUAAGCUUUUUCCCAAUAAAGUCUUCUAGCGCUUUUGUUUCUUCUUUCUCAUGGGCUUCAGAGGAAAAUUUGCUGGAGUCACUCAAUAUCGCUUCCAUCUUUCUCACUUAAUCAGUCUUGUUUAGGAUCACGACCCCGCUUCCUUUGUCAGGUCUUGAGAUGACGACUUCAGUAGUCUUACGUAGGUCAGUUAGGGCCGAGAUGUGUUGUCUAGUUAGCAGUGAGCGUUGCUUAGUCGAGAAAGUUCUGUAUUGAUAGGCGAUAUCUACGAAUUUCGCCUUCAACCAUCUCACAUUGUCCUCUGACGUCGGUGUUAAUUCCGAUAAUUGGUGAUAUAGGUCUUCAAAUUGAGCCUCAAUCUCCGUCGGAUCUAUUUUUCUUCUCGGCACACAAAACUUAAGUCCUAAAGAGAGGGCCUCGGCUUUCAGUUUAGUCAGUUUCAAAUUCGACAUGUUGACAAUGUAAUCAUUUGGAUUUACUGGAAACGAUUUGUCUACGGGUAGUCUAUUUAGCGACUUCAUCAGAUCAGCGUGGGACGAUUGUCUUACUUUAGCUUGCGAGCUCAGAACGUAUUUUGUAAACAAUAACCAACACAUUGGACUCACCGAGUCCAUCACAUGCUUUGACUGGUCAAGCUGGCAGCGCAUAUUUGAGAGUGAGUAUUCACAUUCCUCCAUUUUCGAGAGGGCAAGACGGUCAAGGUUUUGUAGUGUGGGCAGCUUGACACGGAUUGCGUAUUAAAUAACCUUUAAACAGUCGAAGCAUAUAUGUGCCAACAAAAUAUCGCAUAAUACUGACCUUAUCUGAGCACACUUGAAAUCUAAAGGCUGAUUGAUAAGAAAAGAUGUCUUUUCCCUAGUUAGUAUCUGAGGUACUUGACACACUUAAAAUAUUGUCUGCAGAAGAGGGAAGGAAAUUAGCUCGGAUGACAAAGUUUACUCCUAACUAACCGUCAUUUACUAGGGAUUAAAUUUACUACCACAGCUCCAUAAAUUUCGUAGGCAAACUGGAAAAUCGUAAGGCGCCCGAAAGAACAAACGCACUAAAUCCCUGUAUGUCAUGCGUUACAGGUUUCCUGGUAAAAAACCAGGCGGACGCUACAAUGUGAUUGACUCAGUCCGACACCAUGACUGUGAUCAACCUCAGGAAGCCCACAUGCUUUGAAAAUUUUGCCGUUUAAUGUUACGCAAAGUAGCGUGCUAAGGGUAUCCUACUAAACCGCGUCUGACAUUAAAAAGGAUAUUAAAACUACCAACCGCAAGGAUUGGUUGGAACCUAAGAUCAUAAUAUGGAACGCGAACGUAUGCUAAAGAUAGAAACUCAGCACAAGCGAGCGAUUUCUGUUAUGCCGUUUAAAUUAAUUCGUUCUCAAUUACUGUAUCGUCACUCCAUUGCUGUUGAAGUCAACCACUCACGUAAACUUUACCACUUGUUACCUCUGAGAAACAUGUCGUAUGGCAAUUACUGUGCAGGUGUUGAGCAGGCGUUACGAGGCUCUGAAUCUUCUUGAUUAAGACUGUUUAAAUAUAUUCGCUUUUCCUAUGCAAAUAACGGCUGAGUGAGCGAUUCUGCUAUAGCACUCAUCCAUUUUGCAUUUCUUCUUUUAUGUUCACGUGACUUCAAUGUUUUAAUUGUGUGAAAUUUGACCAUAAACAAGAAAACGAAGCUCUGCAGUCACUUUUAAUUUACUUACGCGUAUUUUCAACAUUUUUUCCUAAAUAGCUGCUCAGUCAUUCUUCUGUCUAUAGCACUGCAUGUAAAUUUAACUUUUAUAUGUCGACGCUAUCAAGAAUCAAAGUGUGAAGGCGAUAAAAGUUAGAGAUAAACCAUCCUUCAAGUAUAGUGGAUGACUCCAUUUUAUCAUGCCGUAUAUCUUUCAUGGCUUAUUCUUUAAUGUCAUGCGUCUGGUAAGAUCAGACGGAGGGUUCACAAUACACCAACUUCUGCAUUUGAUUUGAACAGCAAUCAACCUGACCUGAAAUCGGUGCUAGUGUGCAGAAGAGGUUCCGAGAAUCGGGUUGGUCCAGUUCAGAUUCAGAACGCGCUUACUUCACUAUAAAUAGGCUGCCCACUAUAAGCUAUCACAGUGCACCAUCAGGUGUUGCACAGAUUAUAAAUUAACGGGAUAGUGCGAGAGUGCUUCAAAGUGAAGGUCGACUGAAAGGCUCAUUCUGAAUACGGCCGUCAUAACAAUUCCCAGCCACAUAAGAUCCGGGACGUCUUUGUCAAGUGUAAUUUGUGUGAGUGCUUAGAUCUGUACAUAUAUGACACCUAGGACUUUGAAAUCAGUCGCGUCGGUCACUUAACACGUGCCGAUAAUAUGUUUUUUUAACCUCUUGCCGGGUGAAAAUGGUAGGGUAGGGGAGAUAAAAUCAGAUGGAUAUCAUAUAAGCAGCCUCUACUGAAAGCCAAUUUGUACGAAGGUCGUCAUAUCGAUCUCACGUCAGUGUUGGCCUUCGCAGUUUUUGACGAGCGAAGUGUUAUUGUAUAACGCGGUCUUUUAUUAUUUUUGGGUUUCUGAAAAAACAUAUAUAACAAAAACUGAAGACUCUUCUACAGCGAUGCUAUUGGGCAUCUCAGACCUCGUACGACUGUAUUUUUGAUUCAGAUUUUCUGAGCCAUCCUCACUCUCACGAACUUGAAAUGUCCACCAAACAUUGUUGUUUUUAGUGUACGAUAACGCCCCUCAAGCAAACCCGGACACUACUUCCCAGAAAGGCAUAGCUGGAGUUGGAUAUUUCUGAAUAUAGCUAAGCAGCUAAUAAACAAAAUUGAUUGUUCAUGAACCCAAAGAACUCAAGAACUCAGACAGACUGUUUGCAAUAAUUCCGGGAAAUUUUCCGAUCAAAGCCAAUUUUGUGCUCUCAGAUCGACUGUAAACCGCCACCAGUCAACUAAAUCGCAUUGACCUAGAAAUGUCGCUAAGUUCUAACAGUAUUUGGCGUUUUAAGAUAGACCAAAGUCUAUUGCAGUGGCCACCUGACUAAGUCCCCAAGCUUUUUGUCUAUACUAUAAAUGUUGGCAGAACUUGAAGCAAAUACUCAUUUACCUCAAUUCUAAUACAAGGAGGCCUGCUAUUUGGUAUAAUUUUGCCCCUAUGUACAGGAACAUGAAAAAGGUCUGUGUGAUUGGCGUUGACCGCGACCCAAGGUAUUAGCUGUGCUGCUGUCUACCAGAUGAUUGCAAAGCAUUCACAGUACUGGUCUGCUUCGAUAUUUCACUACAUUUAAUAUGUACUAUGAAAUAAAAUAUAUCCAAAACUGCAAUGCCUGAAGUGCUUAGAGUAAAAUUUCACGGUUUUUUGGAAACUGUUACGUUGAAAUUCGAACCUGUCCCUGAUUUUAUUGCAUUUCCAGGAAGUCUUGCUCUACCUGUUGGACCAUUUGAAACGGAUCACCAGCAAAUCAAUGGUGAAUAAGAUGAACUCACACAAUUUAGCCGUCUGUUUGGCGCCUGUUCUUCUACAUCCCUCACCGGAGGCCGCGAAGGAUAUGGAGCCCUCGCUAAUUGAAUCAAGGAAGAUGGUUAGCAUCCUUGAAUGCAUCCUGGAUAUCUGGCCCUAA